AUGCAGACUCAGGACAUCCGCCUUCGGCUGGUGAUCCGUCGCCACGGACUCCCAGAGGUCAAGCUUGUCUGGCCGUGUUCCUGCUCGGAGGACUUCACCGUCGCAAAGCUUCUGGAGCAGGUCAACGAGGUCGUGCCUCUCGAGAGCGGCGAAUGGGGUCUCGAAGACUAUGCUGUCGAGCUUGCGGAUGGAAAGGGCGGCAGCUUUGAGUGCCUGCAUUUCCAGCAAGUCGGUCGGAUUCUGAAGGACGAAGACCAAGUCCUUAUUCGAUCUCUGCUCACUGGAGACCUCAAGCGACGCCGACUCAGCGGGCGACAUCAGAUCUCCGACGACGGUCGGCAUCUCGUUGAUGGCAUCGCUUUUGGCAGGUCGUGGAUUAGAGCUCCACAUGAUCGCCCUCACGUCGAGCUCCCCCCUCGGAAGCGCAUUCGGGUCAACUACGAUGACGAUGACGAAGAAGACGAUGACGAAGAAGACGAAGACGAAGAAGCUGAAGAAGAGCAAGAGCCGUUUCUCAUCGGCGCCCCCCGUUCAUCCCGAGAUGAUAAGUCUAAGAAUACUCGCAGCAAGAAUCCAUGGGAAGGAUCACUUGCCGCCCAGCUCUACGAACAAUACCUCAAUGAGAGCUCGGCCUCUAGCUCACCAUCGGAAGAGGACGAUAUGGAAGACGACAUCGACGACGACGAAGACGAGAUGGAGGACUAUACCGAUGAAGAAGACGAGAAUGAGGGCGAAGAUGACGAUCUAGAAAGGGAGCUGCAGCUCCUUAGGGAGGAAGCUGCCGCCGACGUCAACAGCUACGCACACGGAUACUCCGACUUGUCUGGGGACGAGAUGCGUGACACCGUAACAAGAGGCUACUCUAGAAAUUCCAGCCCAAACCUGGUGCUAAACUCCGCGAGCGAAGGUCCAGACACUCCAAGCCUGUACAGUGGAAUGUUCAGCACUUCAUUUGCCCCGUCAAGCGCGCAAGGAUAUGCUGCUGUGCCUGUGGAAGUUCUUACUACCGUCUUUCAGACAGCGUUCCCGGAGCUGCAUGGCGACAUUAGGACGGCGCUGAAGCGAACAAACAAGGAUCUCCGGAAAGCAUACAUGUCUCUCUCCAUGCUGUGCGAACCAUCGCUUACUUUCGAACAAAUGUUGGACGGUGCCUCUAUCAUUCUCGCCCCUUUUACACGCCGUGGUGGUAGUUCUCACGUCUCCAGGCCGAUCGUGGAAGAUGAACCGUCCCAAACCCCCCUGGUGCAUCUCAAGGGUGGGACUAGAAAGCGGCUCAUAGAGGAGAUCGAGGACAAUGACGAAGUCGGUGACUCUCCGGAGACUUCUACAAAUGGUGUCUCGAUAUUCGUUUCUAAGUUGAACCAGAGCCAGCAUGCAAGCAGCAACAAGAUUGCAGGAGCCUUUGUCGACGAGGUGGAAUACACAGAGAACGAAGAUGGUGCAGAGGAUGAGGGUUCAUCAGAUUCUGAGAGCGACUCCAGCGACUCCAGCGACGAAUCCGUAGACAGUGGAUCGCCGAGCGAAGAAGAAAGUCGCCAGAUGCGCGAUCCACCCGCAACCUUGCCAAAUGACAACGGAUCAAGCGAUCUCGACGAAGCAUCAUCUGAUAACGAUAGCGACAGUAGCGUCGACGUCAGCGCCCAAGGCACUGCCGAACUUGCAGGAAACGACGAAGUGGAGAGCUCGUCAAGCUCUUCCGAUGCGAGUAGCAGUGGGCCAAGUGAUUCUGAUUCAGACUCCGAUUCGGACUCUACAUCUGAAGAAUCAGAGUCUGCGUCCGAGUCGGAAUCUGAGUCGGAAUCAGGGUCAGAAUCAGAAUCUGCAUCGGAAGUGGAGGAGAUGUCAUCAAAGCGGCCACAACCGUCGGCAGUGGGACAAGCCGCUACUGCGGCUGCGCUUCCACUUCAUGUUCAGGCACCUCAAGUCGAGUCAUCCAGCAUCCAGAGUCCUGAUAAGCCGCCGACCACCGGCCUCACUCGUACGCAGAAAAGGAAUGCGAGAAGGAGACGCAUCAAAGCCUUGAAGGAUCUACACUCCAAUCAGCCCGAAUUGACGAACGGCACUGAGGGAGACGUUACGAGCGAAGAUUUUCUAGCGCGAAAGAAAGCUCUCCUGGCUGCGAUUAUCGACGAACCCCGCGAGGGCGAUACGAUGAACGAUGAAGCCCCGUUGCGAGAUGUUUCCCUGCCUGAUAAAGCUGGAGAGUCGGACAUGACUGCUCCGGAUGCAGACCAAAUCGGAACACCAGACCCGCAAGACACGCCGGCAAAGCGUCACAGCCGCAUUGACUUGGGCGCUGGCCGACGGCUUGUGUUCGGCGCAUUGGGCUUGAAGCCGCCGGCCAACAAGUCAGACGAGCAGAAGAUUCGCGACACGCUGAUGAAGGACGUUCGACCACUAGUUAAUCCACGAACUUUACCGAGCAACGGGGGCGAUGGUGCCAAUGAACCCACCUCUAAUGUCGAUGAGAAAGAGGAUGAGGAUGAGGAUGCCUGGAGAGAAAAGAUCAACUACAGGGCUGUAGAAUGUUGCCACGAGGAUAUGAUUCUCAGCGAACCUCCCUUUCCCUUUGUCCAGCGAUGGGAUCCCCAGCAAAGGCGCGACGUCAUCCGCAAACGCAAGCGCGCGUCCGAGAACUACGAGGCUGACGAUUCUUACCAUGACUCGACAUACUACUACGAUGAACAGCCUGAGGACGACCAGUCUGCCCCAGAGACCAGGAAGCGGAGCAAAACCAACAAGGGAAAAUCUGUAAGCCUGCAGACUGGCAGUGCAAUUCAGGACGAAGAAGAUGUGACACUCAACUAUGACGAGGCGCCUGUCAAGAGUAGCCAGUUCACGGAUGUGGAUGACCUUCCGUCCCUCCCCAAAGACAUCAAGUCACUCCCACCCCUAGCACCUGGAACUGCUAAGCCCGGCAUGGUCAUUACCUGGAACCAACUAGUCAUGUCCAAGGCUACGAACUGGCAGCCGGAAGUCUUACCGCUGACUGGCCUAGUCGUCCCGGGAGGUGAAGAGGGCGAGGUCCACGUCAUUCUGGCAAGGCGAGAUCGUGACGAUUACGAGAAGACCUACGAUGAGGUGACCGGAGAGCGAGUGUACGGCAAGUUUGAGGUGCCCGAUCUGGAUGAAGAUGAUCAGGAAGAAGACACCGGUUUCAGGUCUCUCAAGUGGACAGAGAUGAUGGAGCCUCGCCUUUUGCAACAGGCACCCGCCGAUGUGAUGGCUAAGACGACCGUGGGCGCAACAGAGGCCACUGAGGCGGACGAGACGACCUUGUCAGGUCAAGACCAGUCAGGCCAACGGCUGCCAAGGCUGGAUGCGUCCAUGUCCGAGGUACAUAUCAGCUCGGCCAGCAAUAGCUUCGAACAUGUUGGACAUGCGCACAGCAAGCCAGACGCUCGAUCGGAACACGUGUUGACUGCUACGUCCGACUUUCAGAAAGCACACUCCCCAAGGCUAAACCAUUGGGUUGCAUGUGACGACGGACCAGCUGCUGACAAAGAGGCAGAACUAGGGCCCGUCCUAGCGGAUGCCAUGGUGGAAUCAGGUUCAAGCACACUCGCGUCAAACAGGUUGGAGCAGGCAUCUGUAGAGAUGGAGGUUGAGGAUGGAGGCUGCAAAGAAGACGGCGGAGAACGACACUCGACGCAUAGCGACAUUGACACAUCGAUUCCGAAGCCCUCAGACACGGUUAUUACCUCUUCGCAUUUCAGCGUUCCGAGUGGGCGACAACCGCAGACCAGCUACUCCAUCCAUGACGGUCUGCAAGACGAAACGGUCAUUCCUGAAACUCUGCCGCAACCACGCGAGACCACACCGAUACAGAGCCACUCGAGGUCACAGACGUCGCCGUCGAGCCAUGCAAGCAGCAGUCCAUUUCCAUCCCUGGAACAGAUAUUCAUGUCGGCCCAACCCACCCAAAGCUCUGGACGGAAAAUCGAGUCACCUUUAAUGUCAGCAAGCCAAUCGGUCCUUGCGCGGGAUGCGGAAUACGAAGAAGCCAUGCGCAAGCUAGAUGAGGGACAUGAGUCUGAUGUUGCACCCGAAAUCAAGAAGCAAGAAGAAGACACUGCGGUGGAGAGAAAGCUUUUUCCAAACGCGACGCAGCCCCCAUCCCGUAUAGAAGCUUUGGACGAGGACGUUGCUCUGCCGCAAUUGCCUCUUUCUCAAGCCGACAAAGGCAAGCGUGGCAAGCAGCCGUUUGCCAUUCCGGCCGGAAGCCAGAUCAUUGUUCUGAGCUCCAGCUCACCCUCUGGUAGCGGGGUGCCUGAUGAGGGUCAUGAAUCUAUGGAACAUGAGGAAGCAAGAGUGGCGCCAACGGGAGGUUCGCUACCCACUGGCCCUGGAUGGGUCAGGAAGGGAAAUCGACAUGAAAGGCAGGUGUCGAACACGGAGAAAGCGGAUGCCACAACGGCGUCACCGAGAAGCGGGCGAAGGGGGCGUCGCGAAAAGGAGACUCUGUCGAUGGCGCCGCUUGUGAGCCCUCUGAAGAAGUAUAAAGGGCGACGUGGCGGCUCUUCCAUGUGGCAGUAA
This is a messenger RNA of Trichoderma reesei QM6a, 4536 nucleotides long. RefSeq lists its product as uncharacterized. Bases 1 to 4536 code for a protein of 1511 amino acids. The transcript is spliced from 3 exons. The record is from RefSeq and is a predicted model, not a curated record. NCBI's taxonomy places the organism in Eukaryota, Fungi, Ascomycota, Sordariomycetes, Hypocreales, Hypocreaceae.